This is a messenger RNA of Pomacea canaliculata, 6303 nucleotides long. RefSeq lists its product as uncharacterized. Gene Ontology annotation, molecular function: damaged DNA binding; 5'-3' DNA exonuclease activity. Gene Ontology annotation, biological process: protection from non-homologous end joining at telomere; double-strand break repair via nonhomologous end joining; interstrand cross-link repair. Bases 1435 to 4620 code for a protein of 1061 amino acids. The transcript has 11 exons. Lineage: Eukaryota; Metazoa; Mollusca; Gastropoda; Architaenioglossa; Ampullariidae. The record is from RefSeq and is a predicted model, not a curated record.
AGGACGUAUUUGCCACAAGUAAUAUGGCUGCCAUGUCGUAUUCAGCUGAUCGAGUGUUAAGCUGGUUCACCGGUCGGUGAAUUGUUUCCCUAAAAUGCAAUAAAAAAAAACAAAAACAGAAAGGUGUAGUAGGAUCAUGGACAUGGGGAUCUACGUUCAUGGUAGGAUCGUGUUUGUAGGGGUGUAUCGUUAACGAGAACGGGCGGAGGAGGACCUUAUACCUAGAAGAUUUGGGGAAAUAUCAUCUUGCACUCAGCUUUACGCAGUCAUUAGAAGAAUUGGCACCCCUCUCCCAUGCAGUUAGAUUUUUAACGACGAACAUAUUUGGUUUAUUACACAAUAUUUUGAUCUUUGACCUAAACUGUUUGCAAAUGUUUUCCAACCUUUAGACGCCACAUUAUGUUUUCAGAACCCACAUGCAUGGACAGCAUGGUCAACUAUAAAUCGAACGUGAUUAAAUUUUCUUGUUUGAAGCUCCAUGCAAUUAAAAACGCUGGUUGUAUAUGUUAGUUUCGUGACAGAUGCGCAAUCACUUUUGAUUCCCGAAAAUAAAUUAAUUAAUUUAUUAUGUUUACCAGGGAUGUUCAUUAAUGUAUUCCUGAAUGUAUAAAUAGUAUUGGGGAGAUAACAAACGAUACCGGAAAACGAAACUUUAUGCACUGCAUAUGCGGGUUUUCUUUGGUCCCCAGUAAUUUCACUCCCAACUUAUAGCCACUGAAAUCACCAAACAGCACUUUACACGUCCUAGCAGGGAAAGCUGCUUUUUAUCUAUAAUUUUUUAAAACUUUAUUCUGAACAAUACAUCCGUUUUAGCUAACGCAGUUUCCUAUAGCCGUUCCUGACAUUCGCGAUAUUUGAGGAAGAAACUUGCAAAGCAACACAUAUAUAUGUACUCACGCAUAACACACGCGAGAACACACAUGAACGCGAGUGCUUGCACACAGACGCACAUACAACUAGGUUAAUUGCUUAAUGUAUAUACUGUCGAUCGACCCUCGAGGAUGUAACACAAACAGUUCGAUCUCUAUAUAUAGUUGCCGACUGGAAACCACCUUAGACGAAACUGCAAUAAUUAAAUCUCAUGAUACUGGUUUCAGUUAUCACAAGCUUAAUUAAUCGAUUUCCUCAAGCCAGUCGAAGCACAAUAGUGUGACAACCAUUUGCAUCUUUAGCUCGUGGUCACAUUUAGCCGAGUGUAGACUGGCACCGCGCAAAAAAUUUUUUUGAUCAUCGAGAGCUAGCACUGGCCCCGGAGCAGACAACCUUUCCCUGAUCUUCUUGAAAACAGUAGUACAGUCCCUUAGAUCAAGGGGAGUAACUCGCAAAUCCUCCCAUUAUGUUGUGUUUUCAUUAACAAGUGAUGGUCAUGCUUACGUUUCUAAAGUACCAGCCGGAUAAUUACCUGAGUUUUUUUCCUGCAAGAAAAACAUCAAAAUGAGCAGUUUCGAAGGGCGUAUGAAAGAAUAUCGUCUGAUUUCAAUCGACAGAUUCGACAAAGACAACUUGAAUUCAACUGUUUUCUUCUUAUCGCAUUGCCAUCGAGAUCAUAUGGUUGGUUUGAACCACCAACGCUUUUUUAGACAUUUACAAGAGCACAAUGAUGUAUUUCUGUAUUGUUCAGAAGUCACAAAACUUCUCCUUCUGUCAGAAAACACCUACAAGCCUCUGGAAAAGUUUAUUAGAGUGCUGGAGAUUGGAAAGACAACAACAGUGACUAUACCAGAUGCUGUACACUUAGACACAAAGCAGUACAAGUCUUUAAUGGUCACCGCAUUGCCUGCAGGUCACUGUCCUGGCUCUGUCAUGCUCCUGUUCGAGGGACAUGAAGGUACGGCCCUCUAUACUGGUGACUUCAGGUGGGAAAAGAACUAUGCUGUCACCCUUCCAGCCUUGUGUGUAAAUGGCCACAUGAAAGAAAUUGACAGCAUGUAUGUUGAUACUACAUUCUGUAUGCCAGAGGCUUUUUACAUUCCUACACGUGAUGAGUGUCUGUCUGCCACUGCAUCCAUUGUUCUGCCUUGGCUGCAGCAGUCUUCAAAUCACUACGUUCAUAUUUCGUCAAAGACCAGGUAUGGCCAUGAACCACUCCUUGUUCACCUGGCUAAAGAAACAAACACGCAGAUUCACGUAGAGGAAAGCAAGUUUACGAUUUAUGAACAAAUAGCAGAAUUGAAAGGAUUCUUCACAACGAAUCCUUCUGCCAGAAUACAUGCCUGCACUUGGAAGAUCAGGGAAGAUGCCAGGUCAAGUCUUCCAUGUGACUACAGGCCCUUACCCCAAAAAGACAAUAGUAGUGAGGUGACAUCAUCAACAGUACCUUCAGUAUUAGUAGUGAGACCUUCCACUAUGUGGUUCACUGCGGAGCCUAAACGGCUGCAGGAAUUGGUGGCAUCACCAAAUUCUACAGGCGGCAUGCAUCGUGUGUGCUAUUCGUUCCACUCAUCUUACAGUGAAGUGCGAGAUCUAGUCAGCCUUUUACAGCCACGUCAGGUUUUUCCUAAUGUUCUUCCAGCUUCUGAUUCUACCUUUAAACAGGUUACCAAUCGUCUCCAAAGCUUUCUUACCUAUGCCCACAAGCAGCACUUGCACUUGACAGAAGAGAUGACAACCCCCCAACCCCUAGGUCUGCUCAAAAGGAAACGGAAAACCUCUUCUACUUGCCACAGCAGUGACUUAGAUGGUUUGGUAUUUAGCAGCCAAGAAAAGACAGACGUUUUUAAAACACAUGUUGUGGCAAGUGAAAAAAAUGCAGCAUUCUCAUCCCAAGAUGACAAUAAAAUGGCUGUUGAAGCCAUUGACAAAAGCUCGCAGAGUGACCUGCAAAGUUCUUAUCAAGGUUCGUCGUGUCCUGACAGAGAUAUUGAUCUGUUUGACAGCAGUGACCAUUCAAUAAAUACCGAUGAAAAGCAGCAGGACCCACCAUUCAUUGAUGAGAAUCCAAAGAAAGGAGAAUUUACUAGUCCAGAGGAAUUUGUUUUGACAAGAUCCUAUGUCAGUGGGGAUGAGGAUGUUCCGGAGGAAGAUCGACUUUCAUCUCCACAGUUUCUGCACCACUUAUCGCAGGAUGAUGUUGUAGGGGGCAAGAUUACAGGACCCAGUCCAGAACCAACUCGUGCAAGUUUAGAUGAAAAACAUCCGAUGCAAGGGUGGAUCAAUGGCUGCUGCAAAAAACAGAAGCUACAAGAUUUCAUUGAGACUUCUGGACAAGACUGGAAGGGGAAUAUGCCCUCUUUUGAAGCUACUAAAGGUUUGCAAAGAGAUUGCUCUUUUAAGGAUGGCUCUGGAGAUGUCGUUAAAGGCCAAGUACAGAUGGCCAGUGGCAGUGACCUAAAAAACAGAAACAGUGGCUGUUUAGCUCUUUCUAAAUCUGCUGAGUGUCAGAGCCUACCAAAACCAGUCUCAAAAGGGGUCUCUGACAAAUUUCACAGUAGGAGUUGCCAAGACUUUCCUGAAACAGUUCAGGAUGACAAAACAAGUGCAAUUGAAUGGAUGAAUGGCCAAAACAUCAGACCAGUGUUGAUCUCUAAAGAAGUGUCUGAUAAAGAAAGUGAAUUGGUGCCUUGCAACACCAAAGCACACCACAGGAGGAGCAAGAAUGGUCCACCUUAUACCACAGCCACUGAAAAUACCCUAGCCACAACUGUAGACAGUUUACAAAGUUCUAGCAAAGUUGCUUCCGUGAGCUCAAAUUCACAAAACAUGGAGUCUAAAAGGUUGGGAAAAUACCCUGGCAGCAAUAUUUUGAAAGAGAGGUUAGAAGGGCACCUUUUUGGAGGAAAAGAUUCAGACAGAGAUAUUCCAAACAGUUGCAUGAAAGCUGGAAGAUGCAGUGUUGAGAAAAGUGCAUUAGGAAAGCCAUCACAGCACUUGGAUAUUGUUAGUUCAUCCAGUUCACCAUGCGAGGUAAAUGACCCAGAGAAAUCUCAGAGCCCAGUUAUUUUUCCAUUGUCUCUGCGCACCCAUACAGCUGGAAAAAUGGUGAAGAAAAAGGUCUUGGGUUCAGAGGUUAUUAAUUUAGAUGAAUCUCUUCAUGAUGCUGAUGUUGAAGACAAUGUUGAUGAAGAACUGCCAAAAUCAAAGACUGCACCAGGCGUUUCAGUGCAAGAUGAUGACAUUCACGAAGUGAUUGUUAUCGAUGAUCACAGCUGUUCUCUCGAUGGGUGCAUCAAGCACAUACCAAGAUGUCGAUGUUCCAAGGGAAAUUUCACUAAAGCAAGACAUUUUCCUAGCAACUGUUUUACACCCCAUCAAUCUUGUGUCCAGAGCACUGGUGGUACCUCAAAACAAGGACAGAAUGAGAACCGCUUAAACAGUCCUCCACAGACGAAGCAAUCUCAAACAUCACAAUCAAAGCAGAGUGGUAAUAGUGGGCCUGUGCAGCGGGGACAAAGUUCUAUUCAGGUCGACAGUGCCAGUGACAGUGAAGCCACUUUACCACCGCAAAGUCCUAUUGCCAUCAUAGAUUCAGACUCAAACAGUGAUCUUGCUGCUGCAAUCACCUGUAAUCAGUGUUCAUCCCAGCAUGGCAGAACUGUUCAAAUGCUUAGUAAAAAUGUCCCCACAAAGUCACAGCAGCACUAUUUCAUUGAUCUUACUGCAGACGAUGGCUUCUUUGAUUGAUAGAAUUGUGUUGGAGGUUUGGGAGGAGAGGAGGGUAGAAGUGUGCAUGGAGCUGGGUAUGCGUUUGUACUUGCAUGUUUUCAUGUAUAUAUACAUACUCAUGUAGCUCUGCACAGGUCCUGCAAGGUAUUUACCUUGUAUUUUGUUUCCGAAAUAUUAAGUCAUUGUGGAAGAAAAGCAUAUUGAACUUUGUGUAAAAAGUGAUGCAGUAUAAAAGAAAAGGGUUAUACAGCAAACUUGUUAUGCAUACUAAUGAAAUCCGACGCAAACUGCAGCUUUAUUUUGACCAUUUCAAUCUCCUUAAGAACUAGUCAAAAAUAAAGCUUCAGUUUGUGUUGGAUUUCAAGCUCCCCAAAGUAUAGGGCUUGUUUAUGUAUUUAAGAACAUCUGUGUUCAGGUUAAUGAGAUGCAUUCUUGUAUAAAUUAUUGUCCUGCUUUGUAUAGUCUGUUUAUACUUUGAUAAUAAAUAUAUAUUACAGAUGUUUUUAUAUUGUGCCAAGAUAAUUAACUGGAAAUUUACCCUGACAGAUUUGGGAAAUAUCAUUAGCCCUUAUUUAUUAUGUGCUGGGUGCACUCACCUUCAUCUUUGCCUUUUGGUGUAAUCAUUUAAGAUGUUGAGUCAGCACAUUUUCAGUAUGAUCACUUUUCAUCUUUAGCCAUUGUAAUCGAUUUAUGCAACCUCAGCAAAUAGACUUGUGUUCAGAUCAAGCAUAUUUUGUAUACACAACCUUUGGUUUCUUUUUCGUGCUUCAAUUGUACAAUUUUCCUCCAAGGUCAAGGUGCAAUAUUUUAGCAGAUAACCUUUCUAGAUUUUUAAAACUCCUUAACACUUUGGGAUACUUUAUUUAAGACCAGACCAGUUUUAAUAAUGUUGCAAAUGCAAAUUUGUAUAUUUGAUCAAUGAAUUUAACUGUUAAUUUUGUAAGAACUAUAUAAUUAUUGUAAAUUAAUUUUACUUAUUUAAAAAAAUAAUGGGUUUCUAUCAAAAGUUAAAAUUUGCAACUUGUAAACCCACCCAAUUUCAUCUGAUUUGAGUGUUUUUAUGCUGUAAUAAAAUAUUAAAAUUUACAGUGACUUCUAUAUUUGACCAUCUGCAAUAUCUGGCAUUAAAAUUAAAAUGAACAUAUUGUACAACGAUACAUAUUGAAAAUAUUUUUAAUAAAUCAAGCAAUCAGUUUCUAAUCAAAAUUAUGGAAGCUAUGUUUGGGACCAAAAUAAAUUACAAUUUAACCCUUAACAUGCCAAAUUACCUUUGUUGUCAGCAUUGUUUACCAAGCUGGGGUCCUUGGAGGACCUCACUUUUUUAAAAACACUUCUCAGCUGUUAGUUGCAACAGAUUAUUCAAAUUAGGUUUGGAGAGUUUCUGAAACAAUAUUUCAGCGAUACAAGCAUUUUUAGUGUCAAAUAUUUUGAUUAUUUCAACAGCAGUUAGACAAUAAAAUUCAUGUUUUCUUCUCAUAAGUAACUACAUUUUUACAUUAGAUUAGUUGUUAUAGUUAAAGCAGGAUCACUAAAAGUCACCCUCAGUGGUCCUCCGAGGACCUCCCUUGGUAUGUUAAGGGUCAAGAGCCACGAAAUUUGCAAUUUUGCUCCAUCAGAGGCAUGGAUUUUGUGUGCAUGUCUUACAUGAUAUUAAAUAUUUGAUCAUUCAGUAUUUUAAUAAAUUCAAUCUUAUCAAACAUA